Ceratina calcarata is the source of this 4759-nucleotide messenger RNA. It is a transcript of the gene Girdin, whose product is annotated as protein girdin. NCBI's taxonomy places the organism in Eukaryota, Metazoa, Arthropoda, Insecta, Hymenoptera, Apidae. The transcript has 21 exons. The record is from RefSeq and is a predicted model, not a curated record. Gene Ontology annotation, cellular component: centrosome; cytoplasm. Gene Ontology annotation, molecular function: dynein light intermediate chain binding; microtubule binding. Bases 775 to 4248 code for a protein of 1157 amino acids. Gene Ontology annotation, biological process: cytoplasmic microtubule organization; cytoskeleton-dependent intracellular transport.
UCACAGAAACUAGAAACUCCAUUACGCUCUGUACCAUCGUGUCGUGCGUAUAUAUAUACGUUGUACAAUGCUUUUUGUGUUUCGGUGUUUACGAUUACACACGGAUUUUGUUUAUACUCUACGAGCACGUAUAUAAAUCUAAUCAUUUUCAUCCUAAUCGUUUAUCAGUACUGUUUUUUCAAAUUCUUUGAUGUUAUCAUUCAUUCAGUUCUUUGUGUAGAAGUUGAGUGAUGUGUUUAAUGUGAAUAUAAAAGUGAACGUCUAAACUCUUCCUGUUCGAUAAAAAUUGUGGGAUAAACAUCAAGAAAUAGAUACGAUCUUAAUGUUUUUAAAAUAUUACUAUCGUCAAAAAGAGAUCAAACACUAACCUGCGAGUUGUACUUGUUUCGAACAAAGGAUUGCACACGAAAGAAUUAAUUGAGCACUGAUCUUUUAUUUAAUUGCAAACCGAAUUAGAGAGAAGUGUUAUUUAGUCUUUAAUUGCCAGAAACAUAUAAAGUUUUGGCUAUUUUAUUAUUAUAUUUCACAUAAAACAGCAGAUGUUUAAAAAAUGUAAAUGCAACGAGAGACCACACACACGAGUGUUCAAUGUACAAAUGAACUGUGUUCACAAACUCUGUGCUUUAGAAUAUAAUAUCAUCUUCUACCUCAAGCUUUCUUCUUAAUUAUAAUUUGAACAAGUGUACCUUUUUUUAUUCUAUUGCAUUGCUUGAAAGCAGUGAUAGGAUUAUUUAUUAUAUAUUGACUUGUGAAUUACUGUAAAAGUGAAUAAACAUGACAUCUCCGGAAAUCGAUGAUCUGUUAUCUGGGCCUUUGGUAACAUGGUUUGCCAGUUGCUUAGAGGACCCUAAUUUGUUAACCAGUUAUAAUGAUUUGGUGGAUGGUAUAUUAUUACAUAGCGUAUUUUUACAAAUAGAUCCAGAGCCAUUGCACGACGAAAUUAUACCUCCAGCAGGAAAUGCUUUGAUCCGCACAAAGAAUUUAAAAAUAAUAGUAAACAAUAUGAGACAGUUUUAUGAAGAGGAGUUAGGUCAUAUAAUCCUCAGGUUACCAGACAUUGCGAGCUUAGGCAAGGAGCCAGAACUUUACGUUCCAGAAAUGAAGCUACUAUUGUUAUUGCUUCUUGGAUGCGCUGUGCAGUGUCCUAACAAAGAAAAAUUUAUCACGAACAUAAAAGCAUUGAACGUUGAUACUCAGCUUGCUAUAGUAGAAUGUAUCAAACAGGUGACCGAUCACCAAGACAUAGUUAUUACUCAGGAGGCGAUGGAGAAUGUAAACAUGGGCUGUUUAUUCACGCAAAUAAGGAAGUUGACUCAAGAACUAGAUUUAUAUCGUCAGAAAUGGAGAGAUACAGUGGUAAAUGAAUCUGUUGGAAAAAACGAUUCGUCGAUUAGCGGGGAGGUUGAGGAUAUAAAUAAAGCGCAACAGUCAAAUCCCGUUGUUAAAUCAGAACGCGAGGAGAAUCAUCAUUAUGCAGUCGAGUUGGCUGAUUGGAAAUCGAAAGUUAGAAAACAACGACAAGAUUUAGAAGAAAAAACAGAAGCAUUGUUGGAAUGCAAAGAAGACCUCGAAUACCAUAAAAUAUUAGUUACGAAAUUAAAGCAAGAGAACCAAGAAUUGAUGCACGAAGCACGCACAGCGAAAUCUUACAGAGACGAAUUAGAUGCGGUAAUUGAAAGAGCUGAUCGUGCUGAUCGAUUGGAAUUGGAAGUAGGACGAUAUAGGGAAAAACUGACGGAUAUAGAAUUUUACAAGACUCGGAUAGAGGAGUUACGCGAAGAUAACAGAGUAUUGAUGGAGACGCGAGAGAUGCUUGAAGAACAAUUGAAUUCAUCACGAAGGAGGGCAGACAAAGUGUUAGAACUUGAGUCUGAGAUCAUUAAGUAUAAGCAAAUGUUGAACGACAUGGCAUUGGAACGGGCGGCUGAUAAAGAAAAAUAUCAAGAGCUGUUUGAGGAAAAUACUCAGCUGCACAAGUUGACGAAAGCCGCAACGAACGAAGCUGCCUUGGCUGGUGCUGUAAGCGAUUCCGAAGAACCAGCGCAAGCUGAUAAUAGAUUGUCUGAACAACUGACGAACAACGCGCAAACACGGGCAUUGAAAUUGGAAUUAGAAAAUCGUCGAUUAGUUACUUUAAUAGAUUCGUUGAAGGAAAGUUCAUUCCAUGAAAACUCGUCCCGCGUAUUGGAAUUGGAGAAAGAGAAGAAGAAACAAUCGUUGAAGAUCGAGUCCUUAAACGAUAAUGUAGAAAGGUUGACACAACAAAAUACGGAUUUGGAAUUAGUGUGGAAACAAGCGCUCGAGGAGAAUAAGAAGUUGCAGAAUUCUCUAAAGAAUCAGAAGUCGUCGUCCGAAAAGCAGCAACAAGAGUUUCAGGAGAAAGAUGUUGCAUUGGACAAAGCAGCAAACAGCAUUGAGGUAUUAGAAAGGAAAAUAACGCAACUCGAACAAGAACUUCACGACUCCGUUACACAAAUUUCAAGAUUGCAAGAAAUCGAAAGGUCCAGUAAGGAACUGGAUUCGCGAGCAGCUAUCGAUAGGGAGACGUUAGAAAUCUUACAGUCAAAUUUAGUGGCCGAAAAAUUGAACACGCAGCAGUUAUACACGAUUCUAGAGAAACUUGGACUUACCGAUAACAUGCUAGCGUCGCUUCCAUGGGAAAAUAUACUUAAAAAAAUCGCGCAAAUUCCGGAAGUCGUUGAAUAUAUAAAAGAAUCGAACGAUUCUUGUAAAAAAUCAGUACCUGAGUCUACAACUUCCGAAAAUAAUGAGACUAGUGAUAUUCAUAGUACAUUAGAAGCAACUGUAGAAUCGCUUAAGAAGGAGCUGGAACAUUUGAAUAUGAAACUGGUUACCGCGCACACAGCUUCAGAGAAUCUGUUGUCUGAAAAUACCAAGCUUGAAGUACAAAUAACAACGCUACAAUCGCAGAAUAAUUCUUUGGCGGCGCAACACACCGCCUUACAACUCGCCAAUUCGCAACUCGUUGCUGAGAAAGAAGAGUUGUUGAAGGAACGCAGCGCACAACAACAAGUUCACGCACAACUUGUUCACGAUCAAGUCACAUUGCAAGCGUUGCACGAACAAUUGAACAAUGAAUACGAGAAUCUAUUCCACGAGCACGAUGCUUUGAAAUCGAAUUUACGGGAUUUGAAGAAUGAGAUCAGGACGUUACGCGAAUCGAGCGAAUGUCUUAAAGUAAAGAAUAUAUCGUUACAAACGGAAAAGGAAUCGUUAACGAACGACGCCAAAAGUUUGAAUAAUUUGAGGGGAGAACAUUCAAAAUUAAAGGACGACUUCAGAAAUUUGUAUACUGCCACGGAAAAAUUGAGAAUGGAAUAUAGGAAUUUACAGGAACAAUAUAGGAAGAAUAAAAUUGAGAUGAAUCGGCUGAGUCUAAAGUUAACUGAAAUGCAAGGCGAGCUUAGCAGCAAAGAUGAUAAAUGUUCCAAUCUAGAACUGCAAAUUAAUAAGUUGAAUCAGCGUUGCGAGGUGCUAUUACACAUGAAUUCCGGCUUAGAUAACGACAGACGAUCAUUGAUGGACAACAUUAGUUUAUUAUUUAGCCAGUACCACGAACUCUUAAAUCAUUCUCUUGAAGAUAAAGAAUAUUAUCACAAUGAGGAAAAAAUGUACGCAGAAAAAGUAAAUCAUCUGUGUAGGCAGAAGGAAAAAUUAGAAGACAAGAUCAUGGAACAUUACAGAAAACUAGAAAGUUGUACUCCAAAAAAGAAGGGAAUUGGAGCUAAUAUUUUUCGCAGAGUUCGAAAAGCUGGGUCAGAAUUUCUUAACAAGAAUCGACGAUCUUGGGCCGAUGAUUCGAAACAGUCUGAAGGAAAACCUUACGAGUCUGAAUCGGGGGGGAAUGACUCCGAUGCUAGCACAGAAGAUCAACGAUUAGCGGGCUCAACUAGAGGUCUUGGAUCGGACUCAUUAUCAUUGGGACACCCAGGUACGAGAAGAACAGUAUAUUACACUGACGAUUCCCCGCCGCCAGCAACUAGCUUGCCAGAACAAGGAGACGAUAGACAAUCGGUAUUGUUGGAGCAAACGCCGCGGUCGGAAGUGCAGGUGGAACCACGACCGGUCCUCAUAUAUAAUAAAGUGUCGGCCGUUAUAAACGAAUCGAAGAACCUUAACAAUAGCGGGAUGAAAGAUGUGGGACAAGAAGAACCGAUGGUGGAAACCCCACUGGAUAAGGAUUCGAAAGCGGGCAACCAAGUAUGGUACGAAUACGGCUGCGUAUGAUUCCAUUUGCUUUACUUCCACUUCGUAUUCGCGUGCUUGCCAACAGAUUCGUGCUUUUUUGUAUUUUGUAAUAGUGUGAUUUAAUUAUUUUGUAAUCAGUCGAUGUAGCGCAUUUGUAUGCAUUGUAUUGAAAGACAUAUACGCGUGUUCAACGUUUCAAAAUCGAAACAUUAAUUGAGUUCCUAAGGUUCAUGAUGACAAUGUUUAUAUCAGAUAUUGAUUUUAAACAAAAAAAGAAUUCUCGUAUUAUUAAUUCCAGAUCGAUGUACAAUUAACAUUGCACUGACAUCGCUCAAUAUAAAUUUAUAUUAACGCUCAUAUACAAAUGUUGAUCAGCGAUGUCAGUGCUAUGUUAAUUGUAAGUCGGUCUCGAAUUAAUAAUGCGAGAACAUCCUCGUUUGAGAAACGCUGUAACAAUUGUAUAAAGUAUUAAGAAAAUGACCUAAAUAUUCGACGGGUAUUGUCGAUAUUUAAUUCGUUUCUAACUCAAUCAAUAAACUAAUUAUACUAA